AAAAUAUGGUGAAAGCAAAAACAGCAGUAGUAGUAGUCUCUCCUUCGACUUGGCUCUUUCGCAGAUUGAGUAUACAGCCAUGGCCUUGAGAACAGUGACGAGGAAGAUAGGGAGUAAACUGUUACCCAGGUUUUGUCCUGCAUCUCUAUUGCAUUCUCAUGCCACAAGCUUUGGAUUCAAGGAAGUACGGGAAGAGGAAAAAAGUCAAAUGGUUGGUAAUGUCUUCAGCAAUGUUGCUUCAAACUAUGAUACAAUGAAUGAUUUGAUGAGUGUAGGAUUACACAGAUUAUGGAAGGAUAGAUUGGUUUCCAAACUGAAUCCUUUUCCUGGAAUGAACCAUCUUGAUGUGGCUGGUGGAACAGGUGAUGUUGCUUUCAGAAUACUAGACAGUAUAAACAGCAUCAAACGUAGAGCUUUGCUGAAUGUUCUUGAAGAUGAUUUACAGGAAGAAACUAAGGUGUAUGUAUGUGACAUCAAUCCCAACAUGUUGAAUGUUGGUAAAAAGCGGGCCUUGCAGAGAGGUCUUGGAGAAGACAAAUCCCUUCUAUGGGUGGAGGGAGAUGCAGAAGCCCUGAGUUUCGGAGAUAAUACAAUGGAUGGUUACACAAUUGCAUUUGGGAUCCGGAAUGUCACACACAUAGAGAAAGCACUUUCUGAAGCUUAUAGGGUACUAAAACGGGGAGGAAGGUUCCUGUGCCUUGAACUCAGCCAUGUAGAGGUACCUGUAUUCAAAGACUUCUAUGACUUUUAUUCAUUCUCAAUCAUUCCCACCCUAGGAGAGCUAGUUGCAGGAGAUAGAGAAUCUUAUCAGUACUUGGUAGAGAGUAUUCGUCGCUUUCCACCACAGGAGACAUUUGCUUCAAUGAUUGCAGAUGCAGGUUUCCAGAAGGUUGAGUAUGAAAAUCUAGUUGGAGGAGUGGUAGCGAUUCAUUCAGGGUUGAAAAUUUAGUAAUGUACUUGAAAAAAAUUUGGUAGUUAGGUUUCUGUUAGCUCUUCAAAUCGAAUCCAAGAAACUAAGUAGAUUACAAUAAAUAAUAUAAAGUCAAUUGAUUUUUUUUCUUUU
Molecule: messenger RNA, 1063 nt
Organism: Rosa rugosa (rugosa rose)
Lineage: Eukaryota; Viridiplantae; Streptophyta; Magnoliopsida; Rosales; Rosaceae
Product: 2-methoxy-6-polyprenyl-1,4-benzoquinol methylase, mitochondrial
Exons: 9
Coding region: 80-949 (289 amino acids)
Biological process (GO): ubiquinone biosynthetic process
Cellular component (GO): mitochondrion
Molecular function (GO): methyltransferase activity
Source: RefSeq, a predicted model, not a curated record